GAGGAAUGGUUGAAUUCAGUUCAGGAGUCAGAGGUAUGGCUUUGAAUUUGGAAACUGAUAAUGUGGGUAUUGUCGUGUUGGGUAAUGACAGAGAAAUCUAAGAAGGAGAUAUUGUCAAAAGAACAGGAGCAAUUGUCGAUGUCCCAAUUGGUAUGGAAAUGUUGGGUAGAGUAUUUGAUGCUCUUGGUAACCCAAUCGAUGGACAUGGUCCAGUCAAAACAAACACAAGUAAGAAGAGUUGAAUUGAAAGCACCAGGUAAUUAUUCCAAGAAAGAGUGUCCA
Molecule: messenger RNA, 282 nt
Organism: Paramecium tetraurelia
Lineage: Eukaryota; Ciliophora; Oligohymenophorea; Peniculida; Parameciidae
Exons: 2
Biological process (GO): proton motive force-driven ATP synthesis; proton transmembrane transport
Molecular function (GO): ADP binding; proton-transporting ATP synthase activity, rotational mechanism; ATP binding
Source: RefSeq, a predicted model, not a curated record